Messenger RNA from Cynoglossus semilaevis (tongue sole), 270 nucleotides. RefSeq names its product mitogen-activated protein kinase kinase kinase kinase 4-like. Gene Ontology annotation, cellular component: cytosol. NCBI's taxonomy places the organism in Eukaryota, Metazoa, Chordata, Actinopteri, Pleuronectiformes, Cynoglossidae. Gene Ontology annotation, molecular function: ATP binding; protein kinase activity. The transcript is spliced from 2 exons. Gene Ontology annotation, biological process: protein phosphorylation. The annotation marks the transcript as partial. The record is from RefSeq and is a predicted model, not a curated record.
UUUGAGCUGGUGGAGGUGGUCGGAAAUGGAACCUACGGACAAGUGUACAAGGGCCGUCACGUGAAGACGGGCCAGCUGGCCGCCAUCAAGGUGAUGGAUGUCACCGAGGAGGAAGAAGAGGAGAUCAAAGCAGAAAUCAACAUGUUGAAAAAGUACAGCCAUCACCGCAACAUCGCCACGUACUACGGUGCCUUUGUCAAGAAGAGUCCGCCGGGACACGAUGACCAGCUCUGGGUCCGUCUUUCCCCUCGUUCGUCUGACUCUUCAGCU